AUGGAGAAAUGGAGCGCAGAUGUCAAAGAAACUUUCUACUACAUCACAAUCAAAAGAUUGAACACUGAUGUAGAACUAUCAUUUGGACCCGUUGAGGUUUUCCAAUCUCGUUUCCCGCUCUUACGGGGGGGGGGAGGGGGGGGCACAAGCAUUUGGACCAAAAAGCCGCUAGAAGGGGCAGCCGAAAAGGAAGGUAGACCAAGGAUCAAGGUCCCUGGUGUUGGUCAAUGGCUGUUCAAUUUUCAGAGUGACUACUUGGUCCCCAAACCGCAGCUCAUGAUUGAGACUCGUAGUAUUACUAAUUUAUUUCCUAGCUGGGGGCAGUGUGGCUAG
Molecule: messenger RNA, 333 nt
Organism: Sclerotinia sclerotiorum 1980 UF-70
Lineage: Eukaryota; Fungi; Ascomycota; Leotiomycetes; Helotiales; Sclerotiniaceae
Exons: 3
Coding region: 1-333 (110 amino acids)
Source: RefSeq, a predicted model, not a curated record